CUUUUACUAGGUCAAUUGUUUGUGUACUACCCCAAGUCUACAAACCCUAGUUACUGUCUUUGGAAUGGUAACCUGUUGUGAGUUCCAUUUUGUAAAUGUGUUGUUAAAAUUCCAAUUGAAUUGUUUAAAUUUAAAAAAGAAAUGAAUCACAGCAGACCUGAGGGAGGCCUCCUCUCCUGAGCAGCAGGAAGAACUUGCUGAGAAGAGGGAGGUCAUCCUGUUACAGCUAGAUGUUUGGUACAGAGUCUGGUGCCUGUGAAGAGGGCCUUCUGUCACAUUAUGUCUCAAACUGUUGAUGUGAACAUGGAGCCUCUGAAAUGGCCUAUAGCUCCAGAUGGCUACAUCCCCAACUCUGUCAUCCGAAACUGGAGGAAGAAGAGAAAGGAUCUUAACAAGGUGUACUGUUGGGAUGACAUCAGUUAUAGUUCUCAUCGGGUGAAUCAACCCACAGCAAAGGAUGAGGAACAUGUGAGCACAAGAGUUUUAUGGAUCACACAAGAUGAGGAGGAAGAGGAAGAAGAGACAGAUGAUGUGAAAUGGAGAAUGGAAGAUGAGAAAAAUGAGAAAGCCAAGAAGGAAAAAACAAAGGUGCAGGAAAAGGAAAGGGCGGAUGAGAAGAAAGCGAAGGAAGUACACAAGAUGGAAAGAUAUGUCCUUCUGACGCAGAUGAACACUAACACUACUCUGCAGAACCAGCUGAAAUUAUCUGAUGACGGACAGACGAAUGUGAAGCCUCAAACGCAAGAAGUCGGCUCAACAUUUAUUACAAGAAAGACUGUGAACGUCCUACCAACCAUCUGUCCUGAAAAUGGACCUAAACAACUCAGUGAGCAAACGGAACUCACAAAGCUUCAUGAAACCAUCAAACCUCACGUCCAGUUGGCAACAGAAAGAUACUCUCUGUCCGAUAAACAAAGAACAUCCAGUUUAAUUCCUAAAGAGUGGCCGGAGCCUCCAUUGGAAAGUACUGUGGUGUCUGUAGAUGUUGUCAUCCCAAAGCAAGAACCCAGAACCUUGUACGUACCACCUAUAGAGGUUGAAAACAGGACUCCUUAUCCCCUGAAGGUUCCUCCUUCAACCCCAGAAGAUCCUCAACCCCAACGAGACCGUGGGCCUCCUGAAUGCUCGCCAAUAAAGCGAGAGAUACAGAGAGGCAAAGGGUUCCUCCUGUCUUCCACCAAAUAUAACAACAUUAGAGACCAACUACAGGUGACCAUGGAUAAAAAAGUCUUGGAGCUCUUUAAAAAAUUGAAAGUUGCCACCAAGAACUCAUCACGCCUUGGAAAACGCUCCACCAUUGCCAAGCACCCAGCUACUUCUAAGGCUAUGCAGGCUCGCAAAGGCUUCUGUCCUCCUGAUUCUAAGACUACACACACUCUCCAAGACUUCUGUUCUCCAUGGGCAGCAAAGUGUGCUGCUGGUGAGCAUCCAGUCAAGUCUUCCAAUGCCAGUCAACAUGUGGCAACCAUCCCAACAACAGGACAUCAGAGAGUGGUGCAAAAGAUCCAGAUGAAAGACACUCUAGAACCAGCAACCUUUCACUUCCACCAUGUGAUCCCAAUGGCCUCCCAACAAAGCUUCUUUACUUUGAAUCCACAUGGGACGACCCAGUAUGGAAGGCUUCAGUUUUAUUGGAUAAGGAGACAUGAUGCGGACAACCUGCUGAGUGUUUGCAACUAUAGACCAACAACUCCGCUCAUAUAGUAGGCUUGGUUCUCUCUUUAUAGAUUGACUAAGAAACUGGCCAACUCAUGAAUUAAUUCAUAAUGAGGUAUUUGGCUAAACAAUAAAAUCAUCUGUUGCAUUCAUACAAUAAUUUAGGUUCAAACUAUGGUAAUAGUGAUUGUUAGUUGGUUGGAUCAUUGCUUUGCCAUUUGAUUCAUACAUUCAUGUCCCCCUCCCCAAAUUAAUUUUAACAACUGUCUUAAUUGCCUGUUGAUUCUUUUAGUUGUUAGUUUGUUGUAGGUAUGAAUUGAUAUUUUGUGGUAUUAAUCAACUGCAACGAGUAUCUGAGCUGUCUGCUGAUAUAUGAUUAAUAACAAUACUAGGACAAAAAACCUGGACAGAUAUAACACAGCUUUAUUGACAUUUGUUUCUUGACAACGGUUUCAUUUGACACAAUGUUCACAUAGCUGGAAAACAAAAACUCAUGAAUAUUUUGGAAUUAACAGAUUAAUGUUCUUGUAAUUGUGAAGUACUGUAAAUAAUUCUAAAUACAGAAACAUUCUAGGUAGAAAUUAAAGCUGGAAAAAUAUGGCAAACGUUGCCUCACAAGGUUUAAAUUAAGUAUAAUAUUAAAAUAAAGAACUAUAAAAUAAAAAGAAGUAUAAUAUGGCAUCCCACAAAUACAGCUGGUGAACUGAAGUAGAAUGAAGGAAGAUAAACAACAAUAAGAUAAAUAUAUGCGGAAAUGAUACAUUUACUGAGAUGGCACUUUGAUAGAAACUAAAGCAAGUCAUUAAGGUGAACGAGUUUGGAAAUCUGUUGCUUUCGAAAAUCUGUUUUUGCAAAAACUUCCGUUUUUGAUAUGUUUUUGAUAUGUGAAGUACAGUACAUUUUAUAUGAAACAGUACAGCAAAAACAAAUGGUCAUUUCGUUGUUAAUUUCAUAAAAACAAGCAUUUUGAAUAGCUGUGGAUGAACCAUACAGACGUGCAUUGCAUUCACAAAAGUAUCUAUUCUCAUAAUAACUUAGUCUCGUAAGAAAGAAAAAGGAAAAUGAUGAUAAACGGUCUAAUAAUUAAAAGAAAAAUGUACCAUAAGUAUGAGGUCCAUAUCUCAUAAUAACGAAAAACCGAUUAUUAUUAUACCGAUAAUUAGGAGAUAUGGAUGUUGUCAUUAGGAUACGAAGUCAAAAUUACGAGAAUAAUUUCCCAUGUUGACAAGAUCUUCACCUCAUAAUUAAGAGCGCUAUGUUAUAAUUCUGAGAUGCAGAAGCUAGAAUUAUGCAAUAAGGGGUUUCAUUUUUGUUUUGUGUGUUGAAUGAAACAGUGCUUUAUUAGAACUACACUACAACAUACUAUCUGAAUGAAUGAGACCGUAACGGCCAGUCAGUCAGUGUAAUGAGUGUAGCAAUACAGCUGUAAAACAUUGUUGGAGAUGGUUUAU
Molecule: messenger RNA, 3107 nt
Organism: Etheostoma spectabile (orangethroat darter)
Lineage: Eukaryota; Metazoa; Chordata; Actinopteri; Perciformes; Percidae
Exons: 5
Coding region: 280-1704 (474 amino acids)
Source: RefSeq, a predicted model, not a curated record